AUGCUGCCCAGCCAGGCCCGGGGGCCGGCGGCCCCGGGGGCCGGCCUGCCCCGCGCCUCGGGCGGCCCGGCCCGCCUGGAACGGGAGGCGGCCCCGGUGGGGCCCCCGGGAGCGGGGCCCCCCUACAGCGGCAGCGAGGGCGACUCCGACUCGGGCGACGACGAGGAGCCCGGGCCCGCGCCGGGACCGGGGCCGGGGCCCGACCGCCGGGGCCCCAAGCGAGGCCUGGCCGACAUGGAGGGACCCGGGGCCGGCGGACCCGAGCCCAACGCCGCCAACGCCGCCAACGCCGCCGCCUUCGGCCCCGGAGGAGGAGCAGGAGGAACCGGCGGCGGAGGCGGAGCCGUCAGCGGCGCCAAGCCCGGGAAGAAGACCCGCGGGCGGGUGAAGAUCAAGAUGGAGUUCAUCGACAACAAGCUGCGCCGCUACACCACCUUCAGCAAGAGAAAGACCGGCAUCAUGAAGAAGGCCUACGAGCUGUCCACCCUGACGGGAACGCAGGUGCUACUCCUGGUGGCCAGCGAGACGGGCCACGUGUACACGUUCGCCACCCGCAAGCUGCAGCCCAUGAUCACGAGCGAGACGGGCAAGGCCCUCAUCCAGACCUGCCUCAACUCCCCCGACUCGCCGCCCCGCUCCGACCCCACCACCGACCAGCGCAUGAGCGCCACGGGCUUCGAGGAGACCGACCUCACCUACCAGGUGUCCGAGUCUGACAGCAGCGGGGAGACCAAGGACACCCUGAAGCCCGCCUUCACCAUCACCAACCUGCCGGGCACCACCUCGACCAUCCAGACGGCGCCCAGCACUUCCACCACCAUGCAGGUCAGCGGCGGGCCUUCGUUCCCCAUCACCAACUACCUGGCCCCCGUGUCCGCCAGCGUCAGCCCCAGUGCCGUCAGCAGCGCCAACGGGACCGUGCUGAAGAACGCGGCCAGCGGCCCCGUCUCCUCCGGAGGCCUCAUGCAGCUGCCCACCAGCUUCACCCUGAUGCCCGGUGGAGCGGUGGCCCAGCACGUCCCGGUUCAGGCCAUCCAGGUGCACCAGGCCCCUCAGCAGGCUUCCCCCUCCAGCGACAGCAGCUCAGACCUCACCCAGACCUCCUCCAGCGGCGCGGUGACGCUGCCGGCCACCAUCAUGACGUCGUCGGUGCCCACGACGGUGGGCGGCCACAUGAUGUAUCCCAGCUCCCACACGUUGAUGUACGCGCCCACCUCGGGGCUGGCCGACGGCAGCCUCGCCGUGCUCAACGCCUUCUCGCAGGCGCCUUCUGCCAUGCAGGUCUCUCACGGGCAGGUCCAGGAGCAAGGCGGCGUCCCUCAGGUGUUCCUGACGGCUCCGUCCGGGACCGUGCAGAUCCCCGUCUCCGCCGUCCAGCUUCACCAGAUGGCCGUGAUCGGGCAGCAGGCGGGAAGCAGCAGCAACCUGACGGAGCUACAGGUGGUGAACCUGGACGCCACACACAGCACCAAGAGCGAGUGAGCGGCCCUGGACCGACGGGACGAUGGACAGGCGGACGGCGUCACUUAUUUAUUGUUGCCUUUUUCACGUUUUCUUCACACACACGUCGACGGGCCGCGGGAGGGAGGCAGGGGAAGGCCGGCGGCCCCCGGGACUGAGCCCUCCCGCUCCAGCCAAAGAAACGGGCCCGGCCUGACCCCGACUCCGCGUCUCCUUCCCCUCUUUCCCCUCCCCUCCCUCCCCCUCCGGCUUGGCUCGCUGUUUGCCACGAGUAUUACCUCCCCCGACGGGCCCCGUGGUCCCUCGGGUGCCCCCGCCGCCGUCCCCCCCGCCCCUCCCGGGCCCCGGCCUCCCGCCGUCCGCGGGCCGGAGCCGUCUCUGCCGCAGGCUGGACGAGAAACGCCCCUCAGGUUGCCGCCGGAAAGCCGUCCGCCCUUCCCCGC
Tachyglossus aculeatus (Australian echidna) is the source of this 1904-nucleotide messenger RNA. RefSeq names its product serum response factor (gene SRF). The coding region runs from base 1 to 1482 and encodes 493 amino acids. The transcript has 7 exons. Gene Ontology annotation, biological process: positive regulation of transcription by RNA polymerase II. Gene Ontology annotation, molecular function: serum response element binding; protein dimerization activity; DNA-binding transcription factor activity, RNA polymerase II-specific. NCBI's taxonomy places the organism in Eukaryota, Metazoa, Chordata, Mammalia, Monotremata, Tachyglossidae. The record is from RefSeq and is a predicted model, not a curated record.